GUCUCCUAUCACAUUUUUUCCUCUCUAAUAUUUGCUUUUAUUAUUUUAUCAUCACACCAUUUUAUAAUCAUGUUUAAUUUUUUUUCGUUGUGAUCAGGCAAUGUUGGUAUGGUCAAGGAUGCAACAGAAUCCACUGCAAGAGUUGAACUCCACACAACUUGUCAAACCAUCUCGGUUGACAGGUCUCACAUUGCCGCUGUUGGAGCAACCUCCAGGGAUGGCUCUCUCUCCAGCUACAAUCGAACGCCGUAUGGAACCUCUGGACAAACACCUAUGCAUGGUUCUAUGACUCCUUGCGACGAAGGUUCAAGGACUCCUCAUUAUGGUGGCAUGACGCCACUGCACGAUGGUUCACGCACUCCUGGUGCCUGGGACCCGUCGGUCACAAACACCCCUGGAAGAUCGGAUGAUUCAUUUUUAUACACCCCCCAGACCCCCAACUCCCUGUACGCCUCCUCCGACCAUUCGUAUUCACCCAUUCAGCCAAGCCCAUCACCAUCUGGUCUCUCUGGCAUGAUGGAUGACAACCAAAGCAUAAGUAAUGAACUGCACAAUUGGCUGACAACCGACAUAGAGGUCAGGAUAAAAGAAUCUAUCCAUGACCCAGACUUAGCUGGACAAAAUGGAAUCGUCCGAAAUAUAUCA
Bemisia tabaci is the source of this 645-nucleotide messenger RNA. Lineage: Eukaryota; Metazoa; Arthropoda; Insecta; Hemiptera; Aleyrodidae. The record is from RefSeq and is a predicted model, not a curated record.